Molecule: messenger RNA, 594 nt
Organism: Necator americanus (New World hookworm)
Lineage: Eukaryota; Metazoa; Nematoda; Chromadorea; Rhabditida; Ancylostomatidae
Exons: 5
Coding region: 1-594 (197 amino acids)
Source: RefSeq, a predicted model, not a curated record
AUGGUAAGAUCAUCUCUCCUUCGCCCUAAGGUAAAGCUAUUCGUCGGCAGAUUCACUCAAUUUUCGUUGUUCACGAAGUGUUAUCGGACAUAUCGUGAGAGCUGCAGCGGAUUGUUGCUGGGAUGCGGUAAUGUGUUUCCGUACGAACAAGAUGCUAGAGUUAGAGUUGAAGACGAAUAUCUACGAAGGCUAUUUUCACGGGUAUGCGAUGCACUCUUCGCAGAAAUCAUCUUUCCGAUGGCUCAUCUACGCUUAACCGAUUCGACUUAUGUGCUUAUGAAGGCGAACAUCUUUCUUUUCGAAGGCUUCACCUAUAGCAGCAUGUCCCCGGAAGCGAGGUCUAUUAUGGCACAAGAGAAGAACAAGCAUCGGGCGGCUCUUCUAGCUUACCUCAAUUCAAAAAAGGAUGCGUUUGAUGACAAAUUAAAUCAGAUUGUUCAGAUACAGCAUAUUAUGACCAGUAUCGAGGCAAUCUCAAACUUUAUGGAUAAAGAAAUUCAAUUUUUGGGAGUAUUUGGGAUUCUAGAAAUGGAUCGAGUGCUGAUAAAAGAAUGUCAUGUGGAUAAAUAUAAAUUCGAAUUUGCGUUUCUAUAA